AGGUGAAGGUUAUUACUCUGUUAAUAACCGGUAGGCACGAAGUGCAAGAUCAUUACUGCUUUGGUCGUCAUUAAUGACAAUAGCUGAUACUGACAACUGACAGUUAACUUUUUUACAUUCUGCUUCGUAAAUAUUAAUUGACAACAUGUCGGAAGGAAAGGGAGAUAUUGCCUUGAUUGGUCUGGCUGUGAUGGGUCAAAAUCUUAUCCUUAACAUGAAUGACCAUGGUUUCACAGUUGUAGCAUUUAACAGAACAGUUGAUAAAGUAGAAAGGUUUAUGGCAAAUGAAGCCAAAGGAACUAAUGUUAUUGGUGCCAAAUCUUUAGAAGAAAUGGUGAAAUUGUUGAAGAAACCACGAAGAGUUAUGUUAUUGGUAAAAGCUGGUUCUGCUGUGGAUGAUUUUAUUGCUAAAUUGGUUCCAUUACUAGAAGCAGGUGAUAUUAUAAUUGAUGGAGGUAAUUCAGAAUAUCAAGACACUGUCCGCCGAUGUAAAGAGUUAUUAGCAAAGAAUUUAUUAUUUGUUGGUAGUGGUGUUAGCGGUGGAGAAGAUGGUGCUAGAUAUGGUCCAUCUCUUAUGCCAGGAGGUGAGCCAGAAGCAUGGCCAUUUAUUAAAGACAUAUUUCAAUCUAUAUCUGCUAAAGUUGACAAAGAGCCUUGCUGUGACUGGGUUGGACCACAAGGUGCAGGACAUUUUGUCAAAAUGGUACAUAAUGGAAUUGAAUAUGGAGACAUGCAACUGACAUGUGAAGCCUAUAGUCUUAUGAAAGAUGCUCUUGGCAUGACAUGUCCUGAAAUGGCAGAAGUUUUCGAUGAUUGGAAUAAAGGUGAAUUAGAUUCAUUUUUAAUAGAGAUAACUCGAGAUAUAUUAAAGUUUAAAGAUACAGAUGGGAAAUAUCUGGUAGAAAAGAUUAAAGAUUCAGCUGGACAGAAAGGUACUGGUAAAUGGACAGCAAUCUCAUCACUGGAAUAUGGUGUUCCAGUCACGUUAAUAGGUGAAGCUGUAUUUGCACGUUGUUUAUCAUCAUUAAAAGAUGAACGUGUAAGUGCUGCUAAACAGUUAAAAGGACCAUCAACCACUAGAUACGAGGGUGAUAAAAAGGCUUUUGUAGAAGCUAUCAGACAGGCAUUAUAUGCAUCUAAAAUUGUGUCAUAUGCACAAGGUUUUAUGUUGAUGAGAGAGACGGCCAAAGUGUUAGGUUGGAAAUUAAAUUUUGGUGGUAUAGCUCUGAUGUGGAGAGGUGGUUGUAUUAUCAGAAGUGUAUUUUUGGGUAAUAUUAAACAUGCUUAUGAGAAGAAUCCUGAUUUAGAAAACUUAUUGUUAGAUGAUUUCUUUAAAAAAGAAAUUCAAAAAUGUCAAGAAUCAUGGAGAAAGGUUGUAUCAACAGCUGUAUUGUUAGGUAUUCCUACACCAGCUUUUAGUACAGCAUUAGCUUUCUUUGAUGGUUAUCGUAGUGAAAGACUUCCGGCUAAUCUUAUACAGGCACAGAGAGAUUAUUUUGGAGCUCAUACAUAUGAAUUAUUGUCUGCCCCAGGUAAAUUUGUACAUACUAACUGGACCGGCCAUGGUGGUACUGUAUCAUCUUCAACAUACCAAGUUUAAAACAACAUCUCAUAAUAUAUACUAAAACUUACAUUUUAUAGAAGAUAUGACAACGUAAUAAGUUAUUACAUGUAUUUUUAUUAAGUAAAAUAUAAAUUGUAUAUUAAAUAAUGUUUAGAGAUGUGCCUUGAAUAAUGGGCUUCUAUUGAUAUCAAAAUUUAUAAAUUGUACAUUAAAUUAUGUUUAGUUGUGCCUUGAAUAGUGGACUUCAGUUGUCAAAAAUUUUGUUUAAAGCACUUUAUUUUGUUUUUGAAAUUUUAAUCUGAUAAUAAAUUCCUAGUUUAUUUAUUCUGUUUUCUUUACACAUGACAUUGUAACAAUUGGAGAUAAAAUUAAAUCUGAUUAAAAUACAAACAUGAACAAGUUUUUAGAUUUGUAAUUUAAUCAAAUUGAGGUGAUUAUAAUUGUGAGGGUUUUUUUUUUUAGUUUUACAAUGUUGACUUUUUUGUUGAUUUAUGUACUGUUGAUUAUACUGUUACCUGUAGUAUCAAACAUAUAUAAACUGAUUUGUUUCUUACUUUAUCAAACAUUUAUGAACAAAUUAUGUAUAGUAUGUUAUCAAACAUUUAUAAACAAAUUUGUAUAUGGUUAUGUUACUGGUGUCAAACAUUUAUAAAUCAAUUUACGUAUGUUUAUUUUGUAGUUUUCUAAAAGAAAUCGAUUCUAAUUAAAAUGUAUUUCAUUUAGAAGAAUAAUUUUGGUCUUUCUUGGUAAAUCACACUUUCAGUCAUUUAAAUCGUGCAUUGAAGCAAUGUAUUUUCAUUAAAAGUAAUUCCUUAUACGCAAUUUUAUAAUAAAGAUAAUUGUUAGAAUUGACUUCAAUGUUUUUCCUUAGUAUAUUAUUGGGUCAUGGACCUUACUGCCAAACGGAAUAAUCCAUGAAGCAACUCAUGAAAAUAAAUGAAAUAAUGACAAGACUGGAGUACUUUUCAACAACCCAACUGUUUAUUAGUAUUUUUUGUUAACAUUAUUGGGAUCAAUAUUAAGCAUUAGAUAUUUAUUAAAGUCAUGUAUCUACAGAAUAAAAUAAAGAAAUAAAAUGAG
Patella vulgata (common limpet) is the source of this 2644-nucleotide messenger RNA. Its product is annotated as 6-phosphogluconate dehydrogenase, decarboxylating. The coding region runs from base 146 to 1600 and encodes 484 amino acids. Gene Ontology annotation, molecular function: phosphogluconate dehydrogenase (decarboxylating) activity; NADP binding. Gene Ontology annotation, biological process: pentose-phosphate shunt; pentose-phosphate shunt, oxidative branch. Lineage: Eukaryota; Metazoa; Mollusca; Gastropoda; Patellidae. The transcript is spliced from 13 exons. The record is from RefSeq and is a predicted model, not a curated record. Gene Ontology annotation, cellular component: cytosol.